This is a messenger RNA of Oncorhynchus nerka (sockeye salmon), 1568 nucleotides long. RefSeq names its product cell surface glycoprotein 1-like. The transcript is spliced from 3 exons. Gene Ontology annotation, cellular component: cytoplasm. Gene Ontology annotation, biological process: regulation of GTPase activity; cell migration. Gene Ontology annotation, molecular function: protein binding; guanyl-nucleotide exchange factor activity. The record is from RefSeq and is a predicted model, not a curated record. NCBI's taxonomy places the organism in Eukaryota, Metazoa, Chordata, Actinopteri, Salmoniformes, Salmonidae. Bases 36 to 830 code for a protein of 264 amino acids.
UCUCUUUCUCUCUCCCCUCAUCUCUCUGUUAGGAGAUGGUUCAGUUCUACCAGCAACAUUCAUUGAAGGAGUAUUUUAAGGAUGUGGACACCACCCUCCAGACCCCCUUCAACCAGCCUGAACAGAGUGAUACACCCUUCAACACACCCUCCCCAGGUACACAAACACACACCACCCUCCAGACCCCCUUCAACCAGCCUGAACAGAGUGAUACACCCUUCAACACACCCUCCCCAGGUACACAAACCACCCUCCAGACCCCCUUCAACCAGCCUGAACAGAGUGAUACACCCUUCAACACACCCUCCCCAGGUACACACACCACCCUCCAGACCCCCUUCAACCAGCCUGAACAGAGUGAUACACCCUUCAACACACCCUCCCCAGGUACACAAACCACCCUCCAGACCCCCUUCAACCAGCCUGAACAGAGUGAUACACCCUUCAACACACCCUCCCCAGGUACACAAACACACACCACCCUCCAGACCCCCUUCAACCAGCCUGAACAGAGUGAUACACCCUUCAACACACCCUCCCCAGGUACACAAACACACACCACCCUCCAGACCCCCUUCAACCAGCCUGAACAGAGUGAUACACCCUUCAACACACCCUCCCCAGGUGGCAGUAUGCGUUCGUUCGGCACAGCGAGGGCCAGGUAUGACUUCUCAGCCAGAGACCGUACAGAGCUGUCUCUGAGAGAAGGAGACACAGUCAAGGUCCUGUCUAAGAAAGCUCACAAUGGAUGGUGGAAAGGAGAGGUCUAUGGACGGGUCGGUCUGUUCCCAGCUAACUAUGUAGAAGAGGAUUACUCUGAAUACUGCUGAUGUCGCCUCAGACCUUCACCUGUGUGACUACAGUGUGUCCCAAUUCAAUCCCUACCCCUUCCCUUGCCCCUAACCAGUGCAGUCAAAAAUGUGAUUUUACUGUUUUGUUUUUUUCAACAAUUUCUCCACACUAUGAGGUUGAAAUAACACUCUGAAAUUGUAUAAAAUUACGAUAAUGUCCUUUUGAAAACAAUGCUUGGAAUUUCAGCCUGUUCAGGUGGGAUGGAGUUUUUGAGCCCAGAGCAUGACAUCACAAUUUGAUCUGAUUUUUCUGACCAAUGACCAGUCAUCUUUUAUUUGCAUAUGUCUCCACCUACUUUGAAGGGGUAAGCAGGGUAGGCUCUAGUGCAGGGAUGGGCAACUCCAGUCCCACUGUUUCCCUAGCAAACACAGCUGAUUAGACUGGCUGUGUUCUGAACUGAAGAACGUGAUCAUUGCAUUACUGGAGUCAGAUGUCUUAGCUGGGGCUGAAGUGUGACACCAAUCAGGCCCCCGAGGACUGGAGUUGCCUAUCCCUGCUCUAGAGACUAGACAAUCCUAUCCACCAAUCAGAGCUGUGCAUGUAAAUAUAUUAAAAUUUUUAUCAACACACCGACACGAUCAGACAGAGCAUUCCAGUGGCUGAAGGAGGCUCAGGGAAAUAAAUGAUAAAACAUUUAUUUGAAGUUAUUUUCAUGAAGUAAACACAGUGAUUUAUUAGACAUCCAGUGAUGAUUUAAAAUAAAAAAAAUAAAAAGA